CGCAUUGUUGAAGUAGAUGCCAUUGAGCGCGAUUGUGCCAACGAUAGAAACAGGAAACGCGUAACCAAAAUGAGUUCAAAAUCCUUUUUUGCUGAAGAUGAUGCCGACCAGGCCAACAAGUUGGCCAAGAAAGCCAAAGAGUCUCCGUUCAUGUUAAUUGGUAUUGCGGGUUUCAUUGCGGCGGGAGCGAUUGGUGCCUACAAAUACAGACAUAGAGGCACAAUGAGCACCAGUGUUUUCCUCAUGCAGUUGCGUGUGGCGGCGCAGGGCACUGUGGUGGGUUGCCUGACCCUUGGACUGGGCUAUCAGAUGGCCAAGGAGUACAUAUUCGACAAGCAGCCAAAGGAAAAUUUGAAGUCAUUGAGUAAUUAAACACACAUUUUGAUUGACUUGGCCUGCAAUAAGUUUACCCUCCCCCCGCCCUGCAUCAACACCUGUGGACAAUUCAUACCUAGCCAAAUUGUAUAUUAUUUAUUGCUUUAACAAAAAACAACAAGAAAAAAGAAAAGAAAUCAAGUCAACACUCAUAUGUUAAAAUAACGAAAAUUGUCAAGUGUUUCGUCCAGACGAGCAUUGUUAGCCAAGCUAAAAGCGAAUGUUUUGUAAGAUUGUGAUACUUAAUAUGUUUGAGGAAGCUAACUAACUUAAAUAUGAAUGUAAAACUAUCGAAUUGUUGAAACACUGUGAAAGAUAAAUACCUCCUAUGCAAAUGAUGUAAGAUUAAAAACAAACAUUUAAGAUUAA
Drosophila innubila is the source of this 744-nucleotide messenger RNA. Its product is annotated as HIG1 domain family member 1A, mitochondrial. Bases 70 to 372 code for a protein of 100 amino acids. The transcript has 3 exons. Lineage: Eukaryota; Metazoa; Arthropoda; Insecta; Diptera; Drosophilidae. Gene Ontology annotation, biological process: mitochondrial respirasome assembly. Gene Ontology annotation, cellular component: mitochondrion. The record is from RefSeq and is a predicted model, not a curated record.